This is a messenger RNA of Capsicum annuum, 1024 nucleotides long. Its product is annotated as aspartic protease inhibitor 10. The transcript has a single exon. Lineage: Eukaryota; Viridiplantae; Streptophyta; Magnoliopsida; Solanales; Solanaceae. The record is from RefSeq and is a predicted model, not a curated record. Bases 69 to 827 code for a protein of 252 amino acids. Gene Ontology annotation, molecular function: endopeptidase inhibitor activity.
GUAUGACUAUAAAUAGAAGGCUUCAUUAGUGACAACUCACAGGGAAGAAAGCAUUACAGAAAUCAAACAUGACAAAGUGUUUAUUCCUUUUAGCUCUGUGUCUGCUUCCCUUUGUGGCUCUUUCAUCAACUUUCAGCUCCCAUAAUCCCAUUGAGUUACCCACUGCUACUGUUUCCCCUAAGUUCCUUGACUUACACAAGGCUAAAUCUACUUCUACCUUGUCUGAUGAUCCGGUAGUACAUACCAUUCUGUAUAGCCCAGUUACUCCUGAUGAAACUUACCGCAUGGGUAACACUGAUGGGGGUGUCCUAGGUGGUUAUAUUUAUCUAGGUAAAGCCCCAAAUUCAGAUUCCCCUUGUCCAGACGCGCCUUUCAAGUACAACGGCGAAGGCGGAACUUCACAUAGUGCUAUCAGACUCAUUCCGUAUAAAAAUAUUGGGAAACCACCUAGCAUCCAUGAAAACCAAGACUUUAACAUCCAGUUCACUGAGUACAAUUCUGGUUGUUCGAAUUAUACAACUUGGAAAGUAGAAGAGCAACACGGUGCUACUAUAAAAGGGGUUAGUUUGGUGUCGACUAAGGGAGGAACCAUAGGACAAGUAGAUAGCAGUUGGUUCAGGUUAAAGAGUUACUCGUCCGAAUACGCAACUGGUUACCAGUUGUUGUGGUGCCCUGGUCCUAUUCUUUGUCCAGCUUGCACUUCUGACGUCUGUCAUUUAGCGUGGAUGGUUUUAGUAGAAGGAAUGAGGAUGCAGAUAGCAGGUGUUGUGACUACUGAUGUUACUGCAGACUAUUACCCUCUUGUUGUGGGUUUCGAGAACCCAUAAUAAAUCUGCUAGCUGCAGCCACUAUGUUACUUUCCACCAUCUUAAUUAAUAAUUUGUUUGCUUUCUAAAUAAACCCUCUGCUAAGUAUAUCUUAGCAUGCCAAUGUUGUGUACCUUGUCGAAUUGAUUAUUUCAGUUGGAGUGUUUGUAUUUAAGUGCUUUUAAACCUAUGAAUAGUAAUGCUUCGUUCCCCAGUAA